CACCUGUCUUAUCUUCAAGUUUGGGCUGGACCAAUCACAUGAUUGACCGUGCUAAUCUCCCACUUCUCUCAAUUACACCACGCCGAGACCAGGCGGCUGUAUCAUUCUGAUGUUGGUUGUUCGUAAUGGGAUAGCCAUCUUGCAGAUGGUAUCAAUGGUAUAAUGGCAGAGGCAACUGGCUAUAAGAUGGCGAUCUUUUCUGCAGAAGACGGUGUCUUUGGCCAUCAAGCAGACAUGACCACUUCUUUGACAAACUUGUCUACCAAUCUGGUCAAUUCCUCACAACAACGAAAUUCUCAACAUGGUCGCUCGCCUUGCCUCCGACCUUCCCAAGGUGAAAGAGUUCCCAGCCAGCGCCAACCCAGAUGACAUUGUCCAAGCGCUCAUCCGCACCGGUGGUGUUGUCAUCCGAAACGUCAUCCUACAAGAAACACUAGAUGUCAUCGAGAAAGACGUCCGCCCCUUCAUCGAAGCCGACAAGCCCUGGAAAGGCGACUUCUUCCCUCCCGAAACCCGCCGGGUCUACGGCCUUGCCGGCAAAUCACCCACCUUCUUCAAGAGCGUCGUCGCCAACCCGUUAUACCAAGCCGUCUGCAGCAAGAUGCUCACAGCAGAGUAUAAAUCCUGGCUGGGGCAAAAACUCGAGACAUCCAUCUCCCGCCCUCAGCUCAACAACACAAUUGUCUUUUCUAUCAACCCCGGCGCCAGAGCCCAGGAGCUGCACCGCGAUGAUAUGAUUCACCAUAAUGUCCUCACGGCCAUCACAGCUGACCAAUACAAAAUCGGGCGUGACAGUGGGAUCGGAUGGUUCGUCGCCGGGAAGAAGACCACAAAGGCCAAUGGCGCGACGAGGUUCAUUCCGGGGAGCCAUCUCUGGGAUCAGAUGGAGCCUCCUAGGGAAGAGCUAGCUUUUUUUACGGAGAUGAACCCCGGGGAUGGGUUCGUGAUGCUUAGUAGCUGCUUUCAGGGAGGUAGUGCUAGCACGACAAGGGAUGAGGAGAGGUUGAUUUACAGUUGUUUUACGACGAAGGGGUAUCUACGACAGGAAGAGAACCAAUACUUGGCGUCCUCGCUUGAGAAGAUCUGCGAGUAUUACGACGCUGAUUUGCAGAAGCUGAUCGGGUAUCAGGUUAGUAGCCCGUUUUUGGGCUGA
Messenger RNA from Podospora pseudocomata, 1153 nucleotides. RefSeq lists its product as uncharacterized. The coding region runs from base 302 to 1153 and encodes 283 amino acids. The transcript has 2 exons. NCBI's taxonomy places the organism in Eukaryota, Fungi, Ascomycota, Sordariomycetes, Sordariales, Podosporaceae. The record is from RefSeq and is a predicted model, not a curated record.